CCGCCCGUUCCAGUUAACUAGGUCGACCCCCUUUAAGCCUGGGUCUCAGCAUCGCUCCAGCGGAGAAGCGCCCACAGCGCAGGCUGGCUCUUUUCGGCCGCAGAAGUUCCGGGUCAGCCUCUCAGGCUGCUCGGCAGUUUCAUCUGCCUUCGCUCUUACUUCGCCGCCACCAGAGUAACAGCCACCACCGGUUUUCGUUUGUUCGGGAAAUAAACCGGCUCCCUCACUGUUACUUUUUUCCUGCACGUGGAUUCUAGAUCGGACCGCUAGUUGUCCAGCAGAUCCGGAACAGCGUGGGCGGAAAGGAUCGAACCCAGGCCCUCGAACCCACGCCUUUGGCAGUGGGAGUAUGGAGCCCUAACCAUUGGACCACCGGGGAAUUCCCUGCUCAGUUUUCUAAUACGGGUUGGUUCCAGCAUCUACUGUUGCUGCUACUAUUAGUUCAAGCACCAUGCUGUUUACCUCAUUUUCAAAUGCUUCUACCUCCACUGCUGCUACUGGGCUCUCAUUUGGUGCCCCUACAACUUUGGCUGGAAUGCUUGAUGGUACAGCUUGGGGAUUUGGAUUAAAAUUCCCUGGAGCAGGAGGAUCAGCUGCUGUCGCAUCUACUUCUAGGACUAAGAAGGUUUUGAUCAUCUCACCAGCAUAUCCAAAAGCUACAACGUCAACCAUCACCACUACCACGGUCACCACCACCAGCACCAGCACCAGCACCACCAGUAGCUUUACCAUGAAUCUAAAACCACUGACAUCAACUGGCAUGAAUAACACUGUUCCAUUCAGCAUGACUUCUAUACCUUUUACUUUGACCAUUAAUGAAAUCAUAACUCCUGUGAUGACAUAUGGUCAGCUGGAUGGUCUUGUAAACAAAUGGAGCCUUGAGUUAGAGGAUCAAGAGAAAUACUUUCUUCACCAGGUCACCCAGGUCAAUGUUUGGGACUAUACAUUGAUUGAGAAUGGUGAGAAGAUUAUUGCUUUACAUGGAGAAGUGCAAAAGGUGAAACUGGAUCAGAAAAGGCUGGAACAAGAAUUGUAUUUUAUCCUGUCACAGCAGAAAGAACUAGAAGAUCUCUUGACCCCUUUAGAGGAGUCUGUAAAGGACCAGAGUGGGUCUCUUUAUCCGCAGCAUACAGAUGAGGAGCGUGAGAGGACUUACAGGUUAGCAGAAGAUGUAGAUGCUCAGCUGAAACGAACGGCCCAAGAUCUCAAGGACAUUAUUGAGUACCUGAAUACAUUUGGAAGUCCUGCUGACACUACUGACCCGCUCCAGCAGAUUUGCAAAAUUCUGAAUGCGCAUAUGGACUUUCUACAAUGGAUUAAUCAAACUUCAGGCAUGCUGCAAAGGAAGGUAGAAGAGGUACAAGUUUUCGACCAUCGUCAUUACAAGGAGUAGGAAUGCAAUGUCAGGAUUGCUUUUGAUUGAAUGACCCUAUCUUCAGCAUGCUGUUUUUGGAUUAUACAUUACCUACAAACUUUGAUGGUGUUUGUUAGAGUAGUAUUUACAGUUAAUAUUUAAUCUUUGGUGGCAAUAAAGGCUGCAGGUAUUUUUUUCCCUCACUUAAAUAUUGUGCUGUUGGGAAUGAUACUGUAGUGUGGCUUUUAGUAUUAGCAAAUCAAAACUAUAUCAGCUCUUCUGUCUAGACAGCAGCCUAUUUGAUGUUGACUAUGUGUGUGCAAUUCAUGCUUACUCUGCUAGAUUCCAUAUCUUACCACCAGCACGCAUUGUCCUUUUCACUCCAACCAGAUCAUAAAGAAAUGUUUGCCAAAAAAUAGAUGCCAACCAGUCUUUACUGGGUGCCUGUUAACAUUCAACAUAUAGUGUUAGCUACUGUAAAGUCUCUCUCCUCAAAAGAACUUACUGUCAUUUAUGUCAUAGAGUGUUCUGCCUAUGUUUUCCUCUAAGAGUUUGAUAGUGUCUGGCCUUACAUUUAGGUCUUUAACCCAUUUUGAGUAUAUUUUUGUGUAUGGUGUUAGGGAGUGUUCUAAUCUCAUACUUUUACAUGUACCUGUCCAGUUUUCCCAGCACCACUUAUUGAAGAGGCUGUCUUUUCUCCACUGUAUAUUCUUGCCUCCUUUAUCAAAGAUAAGGUGACCAUGUGUGUGUGGGUUUAUCUCUGGGCUUUCUCUCCUGUUCCAUUGAUCUAUAUUUCUGUUUUUGUGCCAGUACCAUACUGUCUUGAUUACUGUAGCUUUGUAGUAUAGUCUGAAGUCAGGGAGCCUGAUUCCUCCAGCUCCAUUUUUCGUUCUCAAGAUUGCUUUGGCUAUUCAGGGUCUUUUGUGUUUCCAUACAAAUUGUGAAUUUUUUUGUUCUA
Messenger RNA from Physeter macrocephalus (sperm whale), 2312 nucleotides. RefSeq names its product nucleoporin 62 C-terminal like (gene NUP62CL). Gene Ontology annotation, molecular function: structural constituent of nuclear pore; phospholipid binding. NCBI's taxonomy places the organism in Eukaryota, Metazoa, Chordata, Mammalia, Artiodactyla, Physeteridae. Gene Ontology annotation, biological process: RNA export from nucleus; protein import into nucleus. The record is from RefSeq and is a predicted model, not a curated record. Gene Ontology annotation, cellular component: nuclear pore; nuclear pore central transport channel. The transcript has 12 exons. The coding region runs from base 452 to 1393 and encodes 313 amino acids.